Molecule: messenger RNA, 3291 nt
Organism: Dioscorea cayenensis subsp. rotundata (Guinea yam)
Lineage: Eukaryota; Viridiplantae; Streptophyta; Magnoliopsida; Dioscoreales; Dioscoreaceae
Product: serine/threonine-protein kinase D6PK-like
Exons: 4
Coding region: 789-3020 (743 amino acids)
Biological process (GO): protein phosphorylation
Cellular component (GO): cytoplasm; plasma membrane; nucleus
Molecular function (GO): ATP binding; protein serine/threonine kinase activity
Source: RefSeq, a predicted model, not a curated record
UGAGUUUCAGAAGAACACAGUGAGCGAGAGAGUUAUACUGACACUACUGCUCUUGGCCUCUCGUGAAGUGCAUUUCGCUCUCCGCCGCUUUUUUCCCGGCGUUCUCUUUUCCUUCAAACCCUAACCCUAGAAACCUUUUACCGAUCUCCUUUGUUGUGCCUUGCUGAUGGGAUCGGGAUAUUGGUGGAUCUGAUUUGAUGCUGGAAAUGCUGGAUUGGAACUCACCGGGGUCUUAGUGGAUCAGAAUCAUCAGAUUGUGAUGAGAUAUCGGUGUGGUGUUUCUGAGAAUGCUUUCUUAAGCUUGGAGAGUUUUAAAAAUUUAACAGAUGAACUAGGAUAUGGAUUUCUUGAUUAUUUCCAUGAGGCGUCAUCAGUUUGUAUGAUGUAAUUUGGUAGUUCUGCAGGAUUUGGUUGCUACAUUUGUUUUAGAUAACGCCACCCAGACAUACCUUUCACAAAUUCAGAUUGCAUUACUUCUGGAAAAUCUGUAACAAAAAAUGCGGCGUAAUUUGACCUUCCAGAGAUGGGUUAGUUUGCUUUUUUCAGGUAAUAUAUCAGGUGGCUGGUAAAGCCUGUCAAUAAAUGGAAUCAUCAGAUGGUGUUUGUGAGAUUGUUGAAUCGAAGUAUGAAUUUAACCCAUUCGAUCAUCAUUCUAAUGGAUCCACUCCACUAAAUAUCAGACUGGGAAAAAGUGAAAUCGGAAGAAAGUCUUCUAGCCAUUCUAUGGUCAAUCAGCUUACUGAAGCAAUUGAUUUAAUACAUCAUCAAUAAAUUCAUGCCCUCUAUUGAUGCAUAUAAAAAUGUCGCAAAAGAGUCCACUAAAGAAGCCCGUUACAGUUAGUGUAGCUCAAGCAACCGGAAUAGGUAUGUCUGAAUCUGCAUCACUGAAGCAGGCAUUGAGGCGUCUAUGCAUUUCCCAAGCAUCUGAAAUGGCAGCUAUGAAGCGAUUGUCAAAACGCAUAGGUCCGUCUGGUACUUCUGAAGCUGGAACUAUCCAAAGAUUAUAUGCAUCUGUUGUUGUUCAAUCUAGCGAAUCUGGUCUUCAAUUAAAUGAUGAUAAAGGAGAUAUUGUAGAGAUAUCCAUGAUGCCUGAAAAGAACUCCAUGAAUUUAUCUGGAAAAAUUGGUCAAACAUGUCAAGUGAGAAUGAUGGAACCAUCUAAUAAAAGUGCAGUUUCUGCUCCCUGCAGUCCACAUUUGAUGAUGCCCGUCAACGUCUCAAGAACCAGAAUAAAAGAUAUAAUUGCCCAGGAGGAAGUUGUAACAAGUUCCUCACCUGAAGAUGCAAAGUUAAAAGGAAAAAGAAACCCCAAAACUUCUUUCAUUGUCUCUGAGAACCGCCCAAAAUCAAUCAAGCCUGGUGGAAAUUCACGUUUGACAAAGCCAACUUUUAGAAGCAAGACAACCUGCAACAGAAAAGGAAGCAAGGAAUCAGCCUCAGCACCUGGAACCCCCACUAGAUGCCCAGCAAUCAAUAAAGCUGGUGGAAUUUCAGGUAAGAAUAAACCUGCUUGUGGGAAAGAGUCUAUUUCUCAAGUAUCCAGCAGCACAAGUUUGAAUAGCAAACUUGACUUGAAAGCAGAGCAAAGUGGCAUGAGCAAGGCUGAUUUUACUCCCGAAGUUGCUGGUGUCAAAGCUAUCAGUGUAAAGGUGAAUGAUAAUUCAAGAUUGAGAGAAAAAGGGGAAUGCUCUCAGAGCUCAAAGAGUAGUUUAGGUGACUAUAGCUGCAGUACUAGCAUCACUGAUGAGAGCUUCCAGAGUAGCUCUAGUGCUAAUGGGUGCAGGCCUCAUAUGUCAAAGGAUACAAGAUGGGUUGCCAUUCGCCAGAUUCUAUUGCAACAUGGAAGCAUUAGUUUAAAGAACUUCAAGCUUCUUAAAAAGCUUGGCUGUGGAGAUAUUGGUACUGUUUAUCUUGCCGAGCUUUCUGGUACAGAUUGUUUAUUUGCCUUGAAAGUCAUGGAUAUUGAAUUCUUACUUAAAAGACAAAAGAUUCUUCGAGCACAAACUGAAAAAGAAAUACUGGAAAUUCUAGAUCAUCCAUUUCUUCCAUCUCUGUAUGCCCAUUUCACUACUGAGAAUCUUGCAUGCCUAGUUAUGGAGUAUUGUCCGGGUGGGGAUUUGCAUGUCCUCCGUCAGAAGCAACCUGGUAGGAGUUUCUCUGAGCCAGCAGCCAGGUUUUACGUUGCAGAAGUUCUUCUUGCUUUGGAGUAUUUACACAUGCUUGGGGUGAUUUACCGUGAUCUCAAACCAGAGAACAUUCUGGUUCGAGAUGAUGGUCAUAUCAUGCUGUCUGAUUUUGAUCUUUCCCUGAGGUGUUCAGUUUGCCCAACCCUUCUCACAUCAACUUCACUGGGCACAGAAGAGGCAGCAGUGAAGAAGGUUUCUGGACCUUGUUCGGAAAAUGCUUGCAUUGAUCCUCUGUGCCUUCGGCCAUCCUGGGCACCGGGUUCGUGCUUCACCCCUCGCUUGGCAUCUUCCACCCUCAAAUCAGAGCUGGUUGCACAGUCAUGCCAGCUCCCUCAGCUUGUUGUGGAGCCCACUGAUGCACGCUCCAACUCAUUUGUUGGCACACAUGAGUACCUGGCCCCAGAGAUCAUCAGAGGUGACGGCCAUGGAAGUGCUGUUGAUUGGUGGACCUUGGGUAUCUUUCUCUAUGAGCUGCUAUUUGGCAGGACCCCUUUCAAGGGAGCUGGAAAUGAAGAAACUUUGGCUAAUGCUGUUUCUCAGAGCUUGCGAUUUCCUGAAAGCCCAGCAGUCAGUUUCCAUGCAAGGGAUUUGAUCAGAGGACUUUUAUCAAAGGAACCUGAAAACAGGCUUGGAUUUCUCAAGGGUGCAGCUGAGAUUAAGCAGCAUCCUUUCUUUGACGGUCUUAAUUGGGCUUUGAUCCGUUGUGCUGUGCCACCGGAAGUACCUGGCAGCUUUGAUCCUGGCACACCACAAACAGCUAUGCGAAAGAAAAAGGAAGGUAAGUGUUUGGAUUUCAGGGCCAAUGGAGAUGACGUGGAGUUUGAGCUAUUCUAGAAAUUGUGCUGCAGCUAAGAUGAUUAUAAAGAUAGAGGAAAACAAAUGAUUUAGCACUAAAGGGUCUUCUUCUUGACAGUUUAGUAAAACUUUCUGCAGUAAGGUAAAUAGAGAUCUCUCGGUGAAGUGUUUGAAUUUCAGGACUGGCUGUGACUAGGGAUACUGAGAAAAAUUUGUAUUUGUUUUUGCCUAGUCAUUGUUAAUUUCUCCCAUGUUUGUUGUGAUGCCACUUUGUUUAAUGUAUAUGUAGGUCCGCAGUUUGCAGCAGUAA